CACUAAGCGAACGUUCUUUUAAUCACACCCCCCACCCAUAAGCCAAAAUUAAAGAGCCACAGCUUUAGAACAACCCAUUCUUGAUGGCGGAGCUACCGCCUCUCCACCGCCUCAACUAGGGUUUCCUAGCUCCAGAUUCUUCCACCAAUGGCGGAAAAACCCGCCGCCGCAGCCCCCAGCACGCAGAAGACCAAGAAGGAGGCGCAAGCUCUCCUCCUCGGCCGCUACGAGAUCGGGAAGCUCCUCGGCCACGGAACCUUCGCGAAGGUCUACCACGCUCGGAACGUGCAAACCGGGGAGGACGUGGCGAUCAAGAUCAUCGAUAAAGAGAAGAUCCUGAAAGUCGGCUUGAUUGCGCAUAUCAAGCGCGAGAUCUCGAUCCUCCGCCGCGUCCGGCACCCCAACAUCGUGCAGCUCUUCGAGGUCAUGGCCACGAAGACCAAGAUCUUCUUCGUGAUGGAGUUCGUGAAGGGCGGCGAGCUCUUCAACAAGGUCGCCAAGGGCCGCCUCAAGGAGGAGGUCGCCAGGAAGUACUUCCAGCAACUCAUCUCUGCCGUCGGGUUCUGCCACGCCCGCGGCGUCUACCACCGCGAUCUGAAGCCGGAGAAUCUUCUCCUCGACGAGAACGGCGACCUCAAGGUCUCGGACUUCGGCCUCAGUGCCGUCUCUGAGCAAAUCCCCCAUGACGGGCUGUUCCACACGUUCUGCGGCACGCCAGCGUACGUCGCCCCGGAGGUUCUCGCCCGGAAGGGCUACGACGCAGCCAAAGUCGAUAUCUGGUCGUGCGGCGUCAUACUCUUCGUGUUGAUGGCGGGAUAUUUACCAUUCCACGAUCAGAACAUCAUGUUUAUGUAUAAAAAGAUCUAUAAAGGCGAAUUCCGAUGCCCGCGUUGGUUCUCGCCGGAAUUGGUCCGGUUGCUGACCCGUCUUCUGGAUACGAACCCGGAAACCCGGAUCACGAUUCCGGAGAUAAUGAAGAAUAAAUGGUUCAAAAAGGGGUUCAAGCAUAUCAAAUUCUAUAUCGAGGACGACAAAUUGUGCAGCGUUCCCGACGUCGUGGACGAUGCGGGCUCCGAGUCCGACCAGUCAUUGUCCGAAUCAGAUUCGGAAGUCGAGUCCCGGCGGCGUCUCGCUACUCUGCCCCGGCCAGCGAGUCUGAAUGCGUUCGAUAUCAUAUCGUUUUCGCCUGGAUUCGAUUUGUCGGGAUUGUUCGAGGAGGGAGGGGAAGGGGGAAGGUUUAUUUCGGGCGCGCCGGUGUCGAAUAUCGUAUCCAAAUUGGAGGAGAUUGCAAAGGUUGUGAGCUUCACGGUGAGGAAGAAGGAUUUCAGAGUGAGUUUGGAGGGUUCGAGGGAAGGAGUAAAGGGGCCAUUGACGAUUGCAGCGGAGAUAUUUGAGUUAACGCCGUCGUUGAGAAUGGUUGAGGUGAAGAAGAAAGCAGGGGAUAGAGGCGAGUACGAAGAGUUCUAUAACCGCGAAUUGAAGCCCGGCUUGCAGAACCUCAUCGCUGAAGAAUCGGCGGCGGCGUCCCCUUCGCAUGAUUCAUCACCUUUGCUUUUGGAUGCUUCACAUUUGUCGCAGGAUCCUUUAACAUUGCUGUCGAAUACUUCUUAUUUGCCUUCGGAUACUGAGUAAAGAGAAAGAGAAAAGGAUUGGCCGGUUCUUGCCAAAUUUGAAGCAGAUGGCCUAUCUCCGUAUGAGCGGUUGUGUGGAGAAUAAAUUUGACACAGAGAGAAGUUGCUUGUCUAGUGGGAAUCCAGAGAGACCGGUAAAAAUUGGCAACAAGCUGGAGCCUUGGCUGCAUAUCUUGGGGUGAGUCUUCUGCGUCUUCAUGGGAAUGAAGAGAGGAUGGUAUGUUCUGUCCGUAUCUUUUUUCUCUCCGUCUAGACUUCUCUAGGAAGCCUUAAACUUAAAUUUUCUGGCUCUUUCGUGCAUGCUCUGAACUUAGAUUUGGACUUUUUUAGAUAAUCUUGUUGAAAGAUCUCUUUAGAUCAUCCAUGUACAUAUUCUUUUAGAGGAUAAAUGAGAGACAGAGAAAUAGAAGAGUAUGCUUUCUUA
This is a messenger RNA of Diospyros lotus (date-plum), 2055 nucleotides long. Its product is annotated as CBL-interacting serine/threonine-protein kinase 12-like. Bases 148 to 1632 code for a protein of 494 amino acids. Gene Ontology annotation, molecular function: protein kinase activity; ATP binding. Gene Ontology annotation, biological process: signal transduction; protein phosphorylation. The transcript is spliced from 2 exons. The record is from RefSeq and is a predicted model, not a curated record. Lineage: Eukaryota; Viridiplantae; Streptophyta; Magnoliopsida; Ericales; Ebenaceae.